AGUACUGUUGACAUCUCUAUCGAAAUAAGCUCGUUUGAAAAAACUUUGUUAUGUGUUUCAAUAUAACGUAGUUGAAAGGUUUGCUUCUAUUAGUGAUCGUCUUUAAAGGAGGAGACAGAACAUGUCGAGGGAAAACUUACACAGAAGGGAGAAUUCCAAGUCUCGUACAUCUAUGCGAGAAAAACUGGUAGAGAAACAGAAAGCAACUGAUGAACACGAGAGCAACUUUACUGCUGGUCGUGUCAAUGUGCGAGAGAGAUAUCUGCACCGCACUGGAAUAAGAGGGAGAAAGAGCUGGAUAUUCUAUGCUGUUUUGUACAUUCUGGCUCUCAUUGUCAUAGUCAAUAUUGUGAUGCUUGCCAUUUUGUAUCAUGUCUUGCAAAUGAGCAAAGAUGGGAUGAAGUGCUUGUCAUUUUUUGAGAAUGAUAAUGUUCGAUUUCAUUGUAUAAGUGACCUGGACUCAGUCAAUUUGUAUGCAAAUCAAACUGGAACUUUUAAAGACCACAACUUGGUUAUUGAUAGUGAUGACGAAAAGGUAAUUUAUGAUGAAGUUAGAGUAGUCCACAAACUUUGGUACAAGUUACUUAUGUUUCAAAAUUCUAUUUAUUUGAUCACCAACCUCAAAAGUUACCAUGUGGCCUACUUUUCAUUCCAGACACUUGUAGAUCCUAGCAGUAGGAGUUGGGUUGUCAGCAAUGAGGACCAGAAUUUGAUGUUGACCUCUGAACAGGAAAUUUUGGUGGAGGGACAUGAAGGUCUGGGUUUGGACGGAAAAAUGAUUCACAUUAACGCUGACGAAGAUGUAGAAAUUUCCUCUACCUCGGGUGUGCAAGGAAAUAGCUUGUUUAAGAUUAUGUUGGAUGCAGGCAGUGGGGUCCACGUAGCAGGAAGUGCACUGGACAUGGUGAUGCCAACUGGAGCCCCAGGCAGUGUAUUAGGGAAACACAAGCUCUGUGCAUGUAUAAACACGGGCAAGCUUUAUCGUGUGGCAGUUGUGAAUACGACCUUCUCAACUUGUUCUACUGUGAAGAAUGUUUGUGGAUAAUAACAGUAGUUGCUGUCUUGAAAAGCACUUCUCUACACUCAUUUAUUGACUUAAUUGCGAGUAAUUUUGCGGGAGGUAACAAACUUGGUCAGAAUAUGUAGUUGGUGAAAGGAAUAGAGAGGGGAAAAUAUUGACAUGAACUUCACAUUGCUCUCCAGUGAUGCUGUUUUUCAAACGGCUUGUUUCCGUGUUAUGUUAGUUUUAGCAUAAUAACAGUUGCAUAAACACGUUGAAAGAAAAGGCGAACAGCAAGUUCAUCAUUCUUCCUUUGAGUGACAGUUUUUUUCAUCCAACCCUCAAAUAAUUCUAAUAGAGAAGUGGGGAAAAUUUCUAAUUUUUGCCAAUAAAAAGCACACGUCUUUACAUUUUUACACCAAUGUCUAAAAGGCAGAGAGAAAAAACUUGUUUUUGUAGCGGUUUGCCGUUUGCGUGAGGUUAAGUAAGAUUGUAUCAUCUAGUAAAUAUUAAAUUUUUAUACCUGGCAUUAAAAAUGCUGUUUUUCUGUAAUGUUUGUAUUUUUCUACGAGGGAAUGAAAUUGGUUAGAGUUAAUUAAAACGUUUGAAACAA
Stylophora pistillata is the source of this 1613-nucleotide messenger RNA. Its product is annotated as beta-sarcoglycan. The record is from RefSeq and is a predicted model, not a curated record. NCBI's taxonomy places the organism in Eukaryota, Metazoa, Cnidaria, Anthozoa, Scleractinia, Pocilloporidae. Gene Ontology annotation, cellular component: sarcolemma; sarcoglycan complex. Gene Ontology annotation, biological process: muscle organ development.